AUGGGCGGUAAAGAUAAUAACAAUACCAAUAAUGGUCAGCCUGAUAAUUCCGGUAAUCGCCUGGUAAUACAGCCAAUGGAGGCGCUGUCGACAGAUGAAGGAUUUGACAUUGGAUAUCACGGAUCAAUUGAAAUAGGCAGACAAACGUUUACUGUAAUAUCCGACACUGGUUCAUCUGAUCUUUGGAUGCCAUCACAAGCAUGUGUCGAUGCAGCUUGCAAAGCUCACAAAUCGUAUGAUCCGAAAGAGCAGAGUGAUAAUAAACUAUUCAAAUUAAAUAUGGUAUUGGUGAAGUUUCUGGUAUUAUUGCCGUGGAUGAUGUCUCAGUCGAUGGAUGAAGCUUAUGGAAUACUCAGAAUGGCUCUUGAUCAAUUAAGCACACAAAAUUUAAAAGCAUCUUUCACUCAGUUUGUUGCCAAAAACGCAGUUAAAGAUUCAGUAUUUUGUUUCUUCCUCGAACGUCAAAAAGACGGCAGCAACAGCCAAUUAACUCUUGGUGGU
Molecule: messenger RNA, 501 nt
Organism: Ambispora leptoticha
Lineage: Eukaryota; Fungi; Glomeromycota; Glomeromycetes; Archaeosporales; Ambisporaceae
Source: the annotation of a GenBank genome assembly